Messenger RNA from Pieris napi, 2675 nucleotides. RefSeq lists its product as uncharacterized. The record is from RefSeq and is a predicted model, not a curated record. The transcript has 7 exons. Gene Ontology annotation, cellular component: plasma membrane. Lineage: Eukaryota; Metazoa; Arthropoda; Insecta; Lepidoptera; Pieridae. The coding region runs from base 66 to 980 and encodes 304 amino acids. Gene Ontology annotation, molecular function: protein binding.
AUCGAUACCCGUCGUGGGAUAUUAGUCCGCGCCGCGCCGGGCCACCGCGAGCCCGCGUCGCGGCCAUGAACGCGCGAGCUCUAUUCAUCGCGCUAUCAGCACUCCUUCUAGCAUCUAUUGGAAAUGCCGAGAAAAGCAAGUUCUAUUAUAUGGACUCUCUCUGCAAGGACCACUUCCUGCAGCGGCAGUAUCGGAAACUUGACGGUGGCGUGCUGUGGUCCCGCAAUGAGAGGAACCUGGACUGCACUGUCACCUUCCAGACGCACAGCAUUCUGCAGCGGUUUAUGCUGCACUUUGAGCUGCUACAGCUCGACUGCAAUGAUCACCUCUAUGUCUACGAUGGCGCACACGCCACUGCACCUCCUAAGGCAGACCUGUCCUGCCGCAACACGAAGCAGCAGGUGGGCGCGCUGUUCACGCGCAGCAACUUUGUCACCCUCAAGUACGUGACCGACAACUGGGGCACCGACGCCAAUGGGUUCAAACUGGUUAUCACUUCCGUCAAAGACCCUAAACACGGGUGCAAGGAGUUCCGGUGCAAGCAGCGGGAGUUCUGCGUAAGCGCAGACCUCACCUGUGACGGCGUCGACCAUUGCGCAGACGGAUCUGAUGAAGAUACCGCUGCGUUAUGCCCCGAGAACGGCAGUGGCGGUAGCAGCGAGGCGUGGAUGGUGGUGGCUGGUGGCGCUGCAGCAUUACUAGUGCUUUUAAUAGCUGCCUUGCUGUGCUGCUAUUGUCGUCGAAGAGCACCCAACCGCCGAACACACCUACAUUUAGAACAAAUGGCGAGCAGUAACGGCGCGGGAAAGGCCGUGCCGAGCUCGCCUGGCAGCACCACGCGACUGCCGGGAAACUGGGCGCACCCUGCGGGCCCGCGCGGGGCUGCAUUGCAGGUACAGGGCGGCGCGCCCGGGCCGCCUGCGGGCGCGGGCGCAGCGCUGAGCGGCGCCGCCCCGCACAAGGACGAGUGGUUCGUCUGAGGCGGCCCGGUCGGGCCCGCAGGGCGGGGGCGCCGUACCGGCCCCCUUCCGCACCCAGUUUCGGGUCUACACCGCACACACCCGACACUCGACACCCAACACCCAUACAUCCAUCCAUCAAUCGACGCGUGGAAAGUACGUGUAUGCAAUUUCUUAUGGUAAUUUGUAUCGCGGAAUAUUUUUCAUUUGUAAAGAUUUUUGUAGCAGUUAUGAGUACAUGUCGGUGGUGGAUUGGAAGAAAUAAUUUUAUUAGUCGUGGUGUAGGUGAUAGGCCCCGAUAGACCGUUGAUCGUGAUUUUUAUGUUCAUUUAGAUUUCUGUUAAUAUUUAAGAAAAUCUAUAAAGUUAUAAGAAAAAAUUUAUACAUAUUUUAAGCUCUUUUUUAUAUUCUAUGUGGCGCGCUCUUAGUUUACAUCGGGUCGGUUUUAAACCUUUUAAAUGUUAUUUACAAAUGAUGCAAUAAAAUCGUAGUAAUCAUAUCAUAAAAAUUAAGUGUAACGAUAAUAAUAAAAUCUUCUGCAGCUAUAUUCAAGAAGCAACAAUAAUUAAACGAAACUUCGAGAUAUCCACUAUAUUGUGAUAAGCUACAAUAUAUCGCUAAUUCAUAAAUAAAACAGUUAAAAUCGUAUCUUAUUUUUAUUACCUAUUUUUAAUCAAGAUAUUGAGAUUUUACAAAUAACAAUUUUGACACAGGCUUUCAUUAUCAUACUAUUUUACAAAAGCUAUUCAGUUGUAUGUUUUUGCGUCAGUCAGUUCUAAUAAGCAACACUGGACCAGUUUAGCAAUAAUCUAUUGAAUUAAAGUGUUCCGAUAACUUGAUCAAUAACAUUAUUUUAGUACUUAAUACAAAUUAAAAGCAAUACACAUUUUACUCCGUUUUCUUUGACUUGGCAACAGAUGGCGCUGUUUUAGUUUAACAAACAGACACAAACUUCCAUUGGGCGAUAUUCAGAAACGAGACUGAGCUGGAUAACAUACGAGAGUCAUGGCCUAGGUCUUGUUUCCAAAUCUUAGCCUAUAAAAUCAAUACCACGAUCAAAAUCAUGUGAAUUUAAUUUAUAUAUUCCAUUGAACUGUAUAACUAGAUCGCGUCACUUACCUGUUCUAGACAUAUCUAUUGCGAUAGUAUUAAAUUCUAAGUGGUCGACUCGCGUUUGUUAAGGUAUUUUGGCUACAAAAUCCUGGUAGCGUGUAUCAAUCAGACUACGGCUCCUGUACGCCGAAUUUCCUAUACGUUUUUGUCACAAGGGAGCGCUAAGUCUCUUACCCUUAGAUCUCGGAUGAAUUUGCGAGCUGAAACGGACAAUUGUUUUCGAUCGCGGUUCGACCACGAUUUUUGUUGAAACAAUAAACUAUUUAAAGUAAGAUCAAAAGUUUUUAUACGUUUCCUAAUAUUUUGCAUAAUAAAACAUAAUCAUGAUUCAUAAUCAUAGAAUAGAAGAAUGUAUAAAUUUAAUUUAAAUAUAAAUAAGGUGUGUCCUAAACUUUAUAAGACGUUGGAGCGUAUGUUUGUACCUUUGAAUAGAUCUUGUAUAAUAUUAUCGCGCUGAUAAUCUGAUGAAUCUAUCCGAAUGUAUGAAAUUAAUAAUUUUAGUGGACUUUUUUUAGAUAAACUUGUUUAGUGGGCGUUCGCGCCGUGUAUUUUGGUGUUAAUGCAGUGUAAAUUUAUUAUGACAUUAAACAUUUUUGGCUUAUC